AUGGCGAGGAAGGUCCUCCUCUCUUGGGCCCUCGCCUUGCUGUUCGUCUCGUGGACGGAGGAUUCAUCGGCUACUCUUUCCCCUUCCGGCAUAAAUUACGAAGGUGAGCUUGAUCCUCCCGGGCCUCCUCCUCCUCCUCCCCUCCGCAAGACCCACUCUCUCAGUUUCUCUGAGGAUUUGUCGUCGUCGUCAGAUCUCUGUGACGAGACCCGGAAUCCAGCUUUCCCUGGUUCAUCUCGUUCACCCAAUUCCUGCCUAGGGUUCUUGCGCAACUACUGCCGUUCUCUGCAACAGUGUUUCUCCCUCAUCCGUCGGUUCGUCUGCUCUGCGAUCAUCCCUUCCAGGAUCUCGAUCCAUAUCAUUUCUUCCGAUGGGUCCUCGAGGAUUCGAUCCAAUUCCGAUCCUUUCUACGAUCUGAAGAUCAUUUCUUUCGUCUUCGUCUAUGAAAACGCAGUCGUAGCCCUGGUUUCCAUCAAGAUGGAGCUCCGCGAUCCCUACAAUGUCCUGGAGAGCUGGGACAUCAACUCCGUAGAUCCUUGCAGCUGGAGGAUGAUUACCUGCUCCUCCGACGGCUACGUCUCUGCUCUGUAAGUCCUGCUCUAUCUUAGUAUUAUUGGACUUUUUCUCCAAGAUUUCUGGAUCCCGAUUCCCAUAUCUGGUGUGUUUCUAGGGGAUUACCGAGCCAGAGCCUCUCAGGAACACUGUCCCCGGGAGUGGGCAACCUCACCAAUCUCCAAUCUGUGUAAGCUGAAUCUAUGAGCUCCAAUGCAGAAGAAAAUAAUUUGCAGAUUUCUUUGUAUAGAAUUGAUGAAGAACGAGUAUUGAUCUGAUGUUAGGCUGCUCCAAAAUAAUCUGAUAUCUGGGCGGAUUCCUGCGGAGAUCGGGAAGCUGGGGAAGCUUCAGACCCUGGACCUCUCCAACAACCAGUUCAGCGGGGAGAUCCCUGGUUCUCUGGGAGAUCUCAAGAACUUGAACUACCUGUAAGGAUAGAACGAUUACAGCCUUCUUCUUCUUCUUCUGAUGAUGAUGAUGAUGAUGAUGAUGAUGAUCUUGGUUGCUGCUACCUGUUGUUCAUCAGGAGGCUGAACAACAACAGUCUCUCUGGAUCCUGCCCCGAAUCUCUCUCCAAAGUCAAAGGCCUUACUCUCUUGUAAGCCCUCCAUCUCUCUCUCUCUCUCUCUCUCUCUCUCUCUCUCUCUCUCUCUCUCUCUCUCUCUCGCUCUCUCUUUCUGUUGUUCGGUUUUCUUCUGCUUGCUGUUGAUGAAGAAGCUGUGCGAGAUUCUUGCAGAGAUCUGUCUUUCAACAAUCUUAGCGGCUCCAUGGCGAAGAUAUCCGCAAGAACAUUCAAGUGGGUCGUCUUCUUGUUUCAUUAAUCAUCUCUGCUGGGUCUCGUCGAUUGAUCGUCAAGUUCAUGGCUUUUCGAAUUUUCCCCAGCAUUGUUGGAAACCCGCUGAUCUGCGGCGGGUCGAGCUACCAGAGCAACUGCUCCGCCGUCUCUCUGGACCCGCUGUCCUUCCCCCCCGACGAGCUCAGAAGUAGGUCUCCUCCUUCCUUUCCCCCUGGAAACCUCAAAUUCCGGCGAGAAUCUCUCUGAUGAUCCGGUGCGCGUCUUCCGCUCUUCAGCUCAACCCCAGCCCGGCGGCGGCGCCAGGAGGAGCCGCAAGGUGGCCGUCACCUUCGGCGCGAUCGUGGGCUCCGUCGCCGUCGCCAUCGCCGCCGGCGGCCUGCUCCUCUGGUGGCGCCACCGGCGCCACCAGCAGAUCUUCUUCGACGUCAACGGUGGCUUCCUCUUCUUCCUCUUCUUCCUCUUCUUCCUCUUCUUCUUCUUCCUCCACCGCCGCUGCCGCCGCCGCUGACUCCCUCUCUCUCUUCGCCGUCGCCGCAGACCAGUACGAUCCGGAGGUGCAGCUGGGGCACCUGAGGAGAUUCUCUCUCAAGGAGCUCCGAGCGGCGACGGACCACUUCAACCCGAAGAACAUCCUCGGGAAGGGAGGCUUCGGAAUCGUGUACAAGGGCCGACUGCAGGACGGCACCGUCGUCGCCGUUAAGCGGCUCAAGGACUACAACGCCGCCGGCGGCGAGGUCCAGUUCCAGACCGAGGUGGAGCUCAUCAGCCUCGCCGUCCACCGCAACCUCCUCCGCCUCUGCGGCUUCUGCAGCACCGACUCUGAGCGCCUCCUCGUCUACCCCUUCAUGUCCAACGGCAGCGUCGCCUCCCAGCUCAAAGGUCCACACCCCACCCACCCCCUUCUUCCUGGUCCCUUCUUCUUCGUCGUGGUUCUAGAGAGAGAAAUCUUGGGUGUGGGUUGCAGAGAAUGUGAAUGGGAGGGCGGCGCUGGACUGGGGAAGGAGGAAGAGGAUAGCAGUGGGGACGGCGAGGGGGCUGGUGUACCUGCACGAGCAGUGCGACCCGAAGAUAAUCCACAGGGACGUGAAGGCGGCGAACAUACUGCUAAACGAGGACUUCGAGGCGGUGGUGGGGGACUUUGGGCUAGCGAAGCUGCUCGACCACCAGGACUCCCAUGUCACCACGGCGGUGAGGGGCACCGUCGGCCACAUCGCGCCGGAGUACCUCUCCACCGGCCAGUCCUCGGAGAAGACCGACGUCUUCGGCUUCGGCAUGCUCCUCCUCGAGCUCAUCUCCGGCCACAAGGCCCUCGACCUCGGCCGCCUCGCCAACCAGAAGGGCGCCAUGCUCGACUGGGUCAGCUCCUCUCUUCUUCUUCCUCCUAGUUUCUUCUUCUUCCUGGUUUCUUCUGCUGAAGGAGAUUUGAUGGGCUGGUUGCAGGUGAGGAAGCUGCAGCAGGAAGGGAAGCUGGUGGUGAUGGUGGACAAGGACCUGAAGGGAGGGUUCGAUAGGGUGGAGCUGGAGGAGAUGGUGCAGGUGGCGCUGCUCUGCACGCAGUACCAGCCGGCCCACCGCCCCAAGAUGUCGGAGGUUCUCAGGAUGCUCGAGGGCGACGGACUCGCCGACCGCUGGGAGGCAUCGCAGAAGCUCGACACGCCGCCCAAGGCCGGGUCGGCGGCGGAACUCCGGCCGGCGGAGGCGGCGCCGCCGCCGCACGGGUUCCUGGAUUUCGCGGAGGACUCGUCGCUCGCGGUGGAGGCGAUCGAGCUCUCCGGCCCCAGAUGA
This is a messenger RNA of Spirodela intermedia, 3133 nucleotides long. The record is from the annotation of a GenBank genome assembly. Lineage: Eukaryota; Viridiplantae; Streptophyta; Magnoliopsida; Alismatales; Araceae.